CAUACGAAGAAAGCAUGGCGAUGCCGGGUAUAUAACGACUGACUAAGCGCUUAUAGGUACAGUAUCUUCUGUAUUACAACAGAGAUUCAUCAUUAUGAAGACUUCAAUUGUGCUCGCUGGCCUCGCCGUUUUCUUUGUUGCGGUUGAAGCAUCUUUAUCAAUUCCACCUUUUUCUCCUUGUCACCCCAACCCCUGCGGUGCCUACGCCACUUGCAGAGUCAAAUCUUGGUUCCGCCAUGAAUGUACUUGUAACAGCGGCUACGUCGGUGACGGCCAAGUCUGUGUUCGCCCCCCCACCUGCAGACGUGGUUACCAAUGGACCCAAUUUUACAACCGAGAUCGACCAAGCGGUCACUGCGAUUGUGAAAAUUUCUCCCUCUUGAAAGCCCAAUACCCAGAAAUUUGCGAUAACCGUCAUAGCGUAGAUGUUGUAGACGCUACAACCGGUCUCGAUUAUCGUGUAUACGGACAAGUAGUCAACAUCAACACUCCAGCGGAAAAGGGCUUCUCCUGCUUCAACGCAGCCCAACCAAACAAUCAGAGAUGCCGAAACUACAAGAUCAGAUUCUGUUGUCCAAAUGAUCCUUGCAACCCUAGCCCAUGCGGAGCUUAUGCAACUUGCAGCAAUGUUCACUACAGACCUGUCUGCACUUGCAAUGCAGGUUACACUGGAAACCCACAAACUGGGUGCACUGCUAUCGAUCCUUGCAACCCUAGCCCAUGCGGAGCUCAUGCAACUUGUAGCAGCGUUCACUACAGACCUGUCUGUACUUGCGAAGCUGGUUACACUGGAAACCCACAAACUGGGUGCACUGACGUAAACGAAUGUUUGAGACCAAACGUAUGUGGUUCUGCUAGCAACAACAAGCGAUGUGUGAAUACAGCUGGAAGCUUCAGAUGUGUCUGCAAGAACGGAUACAGGGCACAAGGAAGCAGAUGCGUUGAUAUAAACGAAUGCUUGAGACCAAACAUCUGCGGUAUCAACAGCAACAAACGAUGUGUUAAUAGACCAGGAGGUUACAGGUGUGUCUGCAAGCCUGGAUACAGAGCACAAGGAAGCAGAUGCGUUGACAUUAAUGAAUGUUUGAGACCAAACGUAUGUGGUCCUGCUAGCCACAACAAGCGAUGUGUGAAUACACCGGGAAGCUUCAGAUGUGUCUGCAGGAACGGGUACAGAGCACAAGGAAGCAGAUGCGUUGAUAUCAAUGAAUGCAGAAGCUCCCCUUGUGGUAAUAAUGCACGAUGCAUCAACACCCCAGGAAGCUUCACAUGCAGAUGCAACACUGGUUACACUGGAAACGGUCGUAUUUGCCGAGACAUUAAUGAAUGUGAAGCCCACCCUAAUCCAUGUGGAGAAAAUGCAUUGUGUAUUAACGGACUAGGCAGUUAUCGUUGUAUUUGUGCUCGAGGAUUUUCAGGACCUCUUUGCACAGAUGUUAAUGAAUGUGCAGCUAUAAGACCCCCAUGCAGUCCUAAUGCUGACUGCACCAACACCCCAGGUAGUUUCACAUGCCAAUGCAAAUCGGGCUACACUGGAAAUGGUUUAGUUUGCCGGGACAUUAAUGAAUGUUUGAGACCAAACGUAUGUGGUCCUGCUAGCCACAACAAGCGAUGUGUGAAUACAGCUGGAAGCUUCAGAUGUGUCUGCAGGAACGGGUACAGAGCACAAGGAAGCAGAUGCGUUGAUAUCAAUGAAUGCAGAAGCUCCCCUUGUGGUAAUAAUGCACGAUGCAUCAACACCCCAGGAAGCUUCACAUGCAGAUGCAACACUGGUUACACUGGAAAUGGUCUUAUUUGCCGAGACAUUAAUGAAUGUGAGGCCCACCCUAAUCCAUGUGGAGAAAAUGCAUUGUGUAUUAACGGACUAGGCAGUUAUCGUUGUAUUUGUGCUCGAGGAUUUUCAGGACCUCUUUGCACAGAUUUUAAUGAAUGUGCAGCUAUAAGACCCCCAUGCAGUCCUAAUGCUGACUGCACCAACACCCCAGGUAGUUUCACAUGCCAAUGCAAACCGGGCUACACUGGAAAUGGUUUAGUUUGCCGGGAUAUUAAUGAAUGUUCGCGACCAAAUGCCUGUCCCCACAACCAGCGAUGCGUCAAUACACCAGGAGGCUUCAACUGUGUGUGUGCAAUUGGCUACAGAAAAGUCAGAGGCAAUUGUGUUGACAUCAAUGAAUGCCGUGCCUCAAGACGUCCAUGUGACCUAAACGCUUCAUGCCAAAACACCCCUGGAAGCUUCACAUGCACCUGUAAUACUGGUUACACUGGUAACGGUUUGACUUGUGCUGAUAUUAAUGAAUGCAACAACCCACGUGCUUGCCACCCUCAGGCCACUUGUGCCAACACACCAGGUAGCUACACCUGCAAUUGCAAUCGGGGCUAUACUGGAAAUGGAAGAGUAUGUUUACCUGUGAACCCAUGCAGCCCAAGUCCAUGCGGAUCAAAUGCAAUUUGCCGAGCCGUGAAUUAUCGCCCAGUAUGCACAUGCAAACCUGGCUUCACUGGUAAUCCGCUUGUUGGCUGCACAGCUAUUAAUCCAUGCCGACCUAAUCCAUGUGGCGCAAAUGCUGUUUGCCGAAGUGUGAAUUACCGACCAGUAUGUACCUGCAGACCUGGUUACACUGGCAACCCAUUGACUGGCUGUGAAGAUAUCAAUGAAUGCCAUGCAUCACAAAGCCCAUGCCACAGUGCGGCUACUUGCACCAACACCAUAGGAAGUUACACUUGUGAUUGUAACACUGGUUAUAGUGGAAAUGGAUUCAGAUGCUUCAACAUCAACGAAUGUGCUCGUCACCCUGCCCCCUGCCAUAGCCACGCCAUCUGCACAGACACAGCUGGAAGUUUCAACUGUAGAUGUGAAGAGGGUUACAGUGGAGAUGGAUUUACCUGUGUCCGCGAUCGUGUAACAUGCCCACAACCAUCGCUUGCCCCUCCCCUUAUUGUACUUUCUGCACAACGUGAUUAUUUCCCCGGCCAUGUUUUGAGUAUUGGCUGCCCACCAAACUACACUAUUGUUCACCCGCCAAAUAACCCAUACCGAUGUAAUGCUGGGGGUAACUGGGUUGGCAGACUUCCAACUUGCCAGGACACGCCCGCCCACCCAUCUUGUCGUGGAUAUUGUAACCGCAAUGUGCCUUCACAUUACGACUGCGAGUGUAGAUCAAGCUGUUACCGAUACCACAACUGUUGCCAUGACUACCGUGACAUUUGCACUUAAAGAGACACUACAGAAUGGAUUGGUGUUGUGAUUCGUAGUUGUAGUGAUUGUAUUCCAAAUAAAAUAUAACCAUGCAUACAUAAAA
Ciona intestinalis (vase tunicate) is the source of this 3299-nucleotide messenger RNA. NCBI's taxonomy places the organism in Eukaryota, Metazoa, Chordata, Ascidiacea, Phlebobranchia, Cionidae. The record is from RefSeq and is a predicted model, not a curated record.